Helianthus annuus (common sunflower) is the source of this 2730-nucleotide messenger RNA. RefSeq lists its product as uncharacterized. The transcript is spliced from 2 exons. Lineage: Eukaryota; Viridiplantae; Streptophyta; Magnoliopsida; Asterales; Asteraceae. The record is from RefSeq and is a predicted model, not a curated record. Gene Ontology annotation, molecular function: nucleic acid binding; RNA-DNA hybrid ribonuclease activity. The coding region runs from base 1 to 2730 and encodes 909 amino acids.
AUGUAUCUGAAAAGAGAGAUAGAGGCCGCGGUAAAAACAGGGAGGUUGGCCCACUUAGUCAAGGAAAUCAAGGAGGGGGGAGGGGACCGCAAGGGAAGAGAUGUAAGGGAGCCUGGGAGGGCAGAUGUUGAUAUGAUUAGAAGGAGGGAUGAAUUCGAUACCACCCGGAGUGUAAAAGCCAGGACCCUGGGCUCCCCGAACUGCAUGAAAGCUCCCAUCCUUAUGCCAUACCUAGAAGAAAGUGAAGUGCAACGACUUCCCCUAAACAUCUCAGCCAUAAUAGCUGGCCAUAAGGUGUCUCGAAUACAUGUAGACGGAGGGUCAGGUGUCGAGGUAAUAUACGAGCAUUGUUUCCUUAGAUUCGACAGAGAUGUAAGAGACCGGUUGGAAGAAGAUUCCAUCCCCUUGGUGGGAUUCAACAACAGUAUAUCACACCCUUUGGGAAAGAUUAGGCUCCCAUUCACAGUUGGGGUAGGGGAUCGGGUCCGAACGAUAAAUCUGACCUUCACAGUGGUCCGGGCACCCUCGAAGUACAACGCGAUCUUAGGAAGACCAGGAAUUGGAGACUUGCAGGCGCAGGCAUCCACCCCACACGGAGCUUUAGUAUUUCAGACACCGAAGGGUCUAGCAUGGGUUAAAUCUGCUUAUGAAGUAAUCUCUUUCGUAUCCCAAGAGGAAGCACCCGAGAAACCCCAGAAAAAGGGAGUAGAAGAAUGGGUCCUUUGUGACAGGUUCCCAGAACAAACAGUCAAAGUGGGGAGCCACUUAAGUGACAAAUGCAAGAGUGCCCUGAAGGAGUUGCUUCUCCACAACAUAGAUGUGUUUGCGUUUCAACAUGGAGACAUGACAGGAGUCCCCAGGAGUCUAACUGAACACCGGCUCAACACUUACACGUGGGCAAAGCCGGUAAAGCAGAAAAAGCGGAGCAUGGGACCUAACAAAAGAAGGGCUGCUUGUGAAGAAACCAGAAAACUGCUCAGGGCAGGGAUAGUCAGAGAGGUGAAAUAUCCAUCCUGGAUCGCCAAUCCGGUCAUGGUUCAAAAGAAAGACGGGGGGUGGAGGAUGUGCAUCGAUUUUCAAGAUCUGAACAAGGCAUGUCCUAAGGACUGUUAUCCCCUCCCGGAGAUAGACGUUCAGGUAGACUCUUUGUCUCAGUACCCCCUGAAGUGCUUCUUGGAUGCCUACAAGGGGUACCGCCAAAUCCAGAUGUCAAUAGAAGACGAGGAAAAAACCGCCUUCAUCACAGACGAAGGGACAUUCUGCUAUACCAAGAUGCCCUUCAAUCUUAAAAAUGCUGGGGCCACAUAUCAAAGCCGAGACUCUCAACACUAUGCAAGAUGUGAACACGAAGCUAAACCCCAGGAAGUGCUGUUUCGGAGUAGAGGAAGGGAGUUUCCUGGGAGUAGUGGUCACCAAAGGAGGAAUCAAAGCAAAACCGGAAAAAACCCAGGCUGUAGCCGAAAUGCGAUCUCCCAGGUCUCUGAAGGAUAUUCAGCAGCUAAACGGGAGGCUAAUAGCGUUAAACCGUUUUUUGUCAAAGGUAGCCGACAAGACCCUUCCCUUCAUGAAAGUAUUGAAGACUGCCUCCAGACAAACAAGUUUAAUUGGACCGCAGAGGCUGAGACUGCCUUCCAAGAAAUGAAAGCUUACAUCUGCAAGCUCCCAACGCUGGCCACCCCAGUACCCGGGGAACCGUUGCUCCUGUAUCUGUCCGCCUCGAAAAUGACCAUAAGUGCGGUCAUGAUGGUAGAACGGGAAGGGAAACAGAUCCCCAUAUAUUUCAUCAGCAGAACGCUUAAAGGUCCCGAGGAACGCUACAUGCCUCUGGAGAAACUGGCAUUAGCUCUUGUCUUCGCGUCCCGAAGACUCAGGAGGUAUUUCCAAGGGCACAAGAUUACCCUGAUGACCGAUCAACCCCUUCAAAAGGUACUCAGGAGGCCAGAGCUGUCGGGACGGCUGGCUAAAUGGGCUGUGGAGCUGGGGGAACACUCUCUGGAGUUUAAGCCCAAGACGGCCAUGAAGGGGCAGAUACUGGCUGAUUUCUUAGCGGAGGUCCCUGAGGACGAAGAGAAGGAACUGUUAAAGUGGGAAGCCAUAGAAAAAGAAGAAAGAGAGAAGGAAGACGAGGCGGUGUGGAAGUUACUCACCGACGGGACAUCUAGUGAAGAAGGGAGUGGAGCAGGAAUCACACUGAUGAGCCCCGAGGGGAUUGAGCUGACAUACGCCAUAAGGUUGGACUUUGAGAACACCAACAAUACUGCAGAGUAUGAGGCCCUCCAAGCAGGAAUGAGGCUGGCACCAAAAAUGAAAGCAAGACACGUGGAGGCUAGCACUGAUUCACAACUGGUAGUGAAACAAUACCAAGGAGAAUAUGAAGCCAAAGACAACACCAUGGCUCAAUACGUGGCAAAAGUAAAAGAAAUGGCUAAGGCAUUUAGAACUUUCAAACUGGAGUACAUCUCCCGAGGAAGAAACAGAAAAUCUGAUGCCCUCAGUAAGCUGGCCUCGGUGGCAUUCGACCACCUCGCGAAAGAAGUCAAGGUGGAGGUCCUGACAUCUCCUUCCCUUAACACAAAGGAGGUAGCCGCAGUUGAGGGUGCUCAGGAGACGUGGAUGACACCAAUUAUCAAGUUCCUCAGGGAUGGAAUUCUACCUGAAGGGGAAUGGGCGGCCAGUAAGAUAAGGGUCAAAGCCCUGCAAUAUGAACUGAUCGAUGGGGAGCUAUACUGA